Messenger RNA from Mucor mucedo, 423 nucleotides. RefSeq lists its product as uncharacterized. The record is from RefSeq and is a predicted model, not a curated record. NCBI's taxonomy places the organism in Eukaryota, Fungi, Mucoromycota, Mucoromycetes, Mucorales, Mucoraceae. The coding region runs from base 1 to 423 and encodes 140 amino acids. The transcript is spliced from 3 exons.
AUGGAUAAAGAAAUAAACUCAAAGGAGGAAAAUUCGGUUUAUGAGGUAUUUUUGUCAAUACAUUCUUGGGUAGCUUGCAGAUGUCGCUUCCAUUCGGAGUUCAUGAACAUCAAGAGGGCGCUUUUACGUAAACUGGAUCCAAAGGAAAUAUCAGGCAGUAUAAAGGCCUUUAAAAUCAAUUGCGUUGGGCUGAACGAUGUCAAAAUAACAUCGGUACCGUUCGAGCAACCGAGGAGGCCUUGGAAGGGUAGUCCUGACCGAGGUUCUACGGAGAAGAGUGGAUCAGCAGAUCAAUCAUCUCUCAUCCUCACCAAACGUAACAAGCUGGAUGGGUUUGACAAGACUAAGAAUGAUUUGGCUCUUACCAUGAAUCGCGUGGACUCGAUAGAGAAGACUGGAAACCAGGAAAGCAAAGAAGUUUGA